Messenger RNA from Aspergillus mulundensis, 1668 nucleotides. RefSeq names its product cytochrome P450. The record is from RefSeq and is a predicted model, not a curated record. Lineage: Eukaryota; Fungi; Ascomycota; Eurotiomycetes; Eurotiales; Aspergillaceae. Gene Ontology annotation, molecular function: monooxygenase activity; heme binding; oxidoreductase activity, acting on paired donors, with incorporation or reduction of molecular oxygen. The transcript has 6 exons. Bases 1 to 1668 code for a protein of 555 amino acids.
AUGACAGACCCUUCUCUCGUCUCUAUUAUUGCGGCCACAACCGCAGUCUUCAUUUAUCUUGUCAUCACCUUGCGCAAUGUAGGCCGACGGCCGGCAGACUACCCCCCUGGCCCACCAACGCUGCCAAUAAUCGGCAACUUGCAUCUGAUGCCAUCAAAAUAUCCCCAUCAACAAUUCAAAAAAUGGGCUGAAGAAUACGGCCCGAUCUACUCGCUCGUGCUCGGCACAAAGACCUACAUCGUUCUCUCCAGCGACGUCGCAGUCAAGGAUCUUCUGGAUAAGCGCGGCGCGAAUUACUCCUCGAGACCAGAGAUAUUUAUCGGCCAUGAGAUUGCCAGUGGUGGACUGCGACUGGUUACGAUGCCAUACGGCCCGUUAUGGCGAAUGAUGCACAAGAUCAUCCAUGGGAUCCUCAACAUCCGAGCGGCCAAGGCCUAUGUGCCCUACCAAAUGCUUGAAAGACAGCAGAUGCUGCUGGGGUUCUUGGAACAACCGAAUGAGUUUGUCAAGCAUCUGCGGCGCUACUCUUUCUCGUUGACGACGCAGAUCAUUUAUGGGUUCCGUGCGCAGAGUAUUCACCAUCCAAAGUUGCAGCAGCUUAUAACGUGCUUCGAAUCAUGGGGUGAAGUAGUCGGCAAUGCCAGCGCCCAGAUCUUAGACCUUUUUCCAGUGCUACGGAAGCUCCCAAAGUUCCUGCUGCCAAGCUAUCGAUACGCCCAGGAGCUACACAGGGUAGAAAGGAAACUGUACACGGAUCUGUGGAUGGAUGCGAAACGGGAAAUUCUGGCUGGGACAGCAAAGCCAAACUUCUGCGUCGACCUCCUCAAAGCCCAAGAAGUCGAGCAGUUCUCCGACGCCCAAGCCGGCUACAUCAGCGGGUCCCUCCUCGAAGCCGGCUCCGACACAACCGCAUCGAUGCUCUCCGCCUUCGUCCUGGCAAUGGUCGUCUCCCCGGACGUCCAAGCCAAAGGCCAGGAAGAGAUCGACCGCGUCGUAGGCCCAGCCCGCCUCCCAACAAUGGACGACGCCCCCGACAUGCCGUACAUCCGCGCCUGCGUGAAAGAGACGCUACGCUGGAUGCCCACCGUCAUCCUGGGGACACCGCACUGCGCCAUCCAAGAAGACAGCUACAUGGGCUACCGCAUCCCAGCGGGCUCCACGAUCAUCACGAACGUCUGGGCCCUGCAAAUGGACUCAAACCGCCAUCCCAACCCGCGCGCAUUCGACCCAGCCCGCUUCGUAAACGACACCCUCUCCGAGUUCGAAGCAGCCAUGGACCCUGACGUCAGCAAACGCGGGAACUUUGUUUUCGGCACCGGGCGGCGGCUCUGCCAGGGGAUGCACAUUGCCGAGCGGUCGAUGUUCCUUGCUAUCUCCGGGCUUCUGUGGGCGUUUACUUUCGAGAAGACGCUUGGUGCAGAUGGGAAGCCUGUAACGCCUGAUAUUGAUGAUUUGGUGGGUGGGAUUGCGGUCCAGCCAGCGCCGUUUGGGGCGGUUAUUGAGCCGAGGGGUACGGAUAAGGCGGAGAUUAUACGGAAGGGGUGGAGGGAGUGUGAGGAGUUGCUGGAUAGGGAGACGUAUCAGUGGAAGGAGGUGCCGGGGGGUAUGGCGUUUGGGAAAAAUAAGGUCGGUUCGGGGUUGCCUAUAAGCUGGGGCACUGGGAGAUGA